UUCUCUCUCUCCCUCUCUCUCUCUCUCUCUCUGGUGCAGUCGUGCGUCCUGCUGCUCAGUCUGACUUAUCACGGGGAUCCGGUGCUACGACAAGUUGGACGCAGCGCGCGCUACGGCGGGUUUAGACGCAGUUUGCCAAAGUUUCGGUUAACGAACACGGAAUAUUUGCUGGAGUUACAAUGACGUGAAAGAUGUAGUGUAACCACCAGCUCCGGUGAAGGUGGCGAGUGGGCGACCGAACGCCAGCGCCGUGCGUAACACUGGGACAGCAGGUGGAUGGGGAGGCUGGCGAGAUGCAGCUUUCCAGCAGGUCAGCGUCGCUUCGGAGAGGCUGGACUUGUUCUUCUCUGCUGAAGGACACCUUGCCACGAUGGACUUGAUGUGAGGACGAAGUUUUCUGUUUAAAUAUCUGUCUUUCUCCUUUCCUCUUUCUUUACAGGUGGGAUGUGAUACUUGUGGUUCCUGGUUAAUGAAAAUCGUAGCCCCCAGAACCCUAAACCCUGACACCCCAAAGCCUCUAAUUCCCAUACAUCCCAGUACCAGGCUUAUCCUAGAACCUAUGAACUAAAGUCCCUUGAUCCUUAUUUCCAGCCUUAUACAGAUAGUUCAUUGAUUAUGAGCAUGUGAAAGCUGAACCUCAGACACAGAAUAUCUACCAUCUCCAAAACCCUUAUGUUCGCACAUUUACCCCUUAUUUUCCACUAUCUGUAGUCCUACCCUAAACAUACCCUAAACCCCUCUCAGCCAUCAUGGCCUUGGAUCAGUGGCCCUUUCUCACGACUCCCCCCAACAUUUCCAUCCCUGAGCCCCUCCUGUAUGACAGCUACAUCCAGGGGAAUGAGUCCGAACUGGACCUGAACAUCUCUGAGACCAGGGAGCCUCACCAGGACAAGACUAGCUCAGUAGUCAUCACCUUCAUCUACUUCAUGGUAUGUGCCUUGGGGCUAUGCGGAAACACCUUGGUCAUAUAUGUGAUCUUGCGCUACGCCAAAAUGAAGACGGUGACCAACAUCUACAUCCUGAACCUGGCGGUGGCAGAUGUUCUAUGCAUGAUGAGCCUACCGUUCAUCGCCCUGCAGCUGUCCCUGGUACACUGGCCCUUUGGAGAGGUGCUUUGCAGGGUGAUCAUGACUGUAGACUCUCUCAAUCAGUUCACUAGCAUCUUCUGUCUGAUGGUGAUGAGCAUCGAUCGAUACUUGGCUGUGGUCCACCCUAUUAAGUCCACAAAAUGGCGGAAGCCCCGCGUAGCCAAGCUAAUUAACCUGACAGUAUGGGGUGUGUCGCUGUUAGUCAUCCUACCUACUAUGAUCUUCAGCGGCCUGAACAACGUGCCAGUUUGUGGAAUAGUUUGGCCGGAGCCCCAGGAUGUCUAUUACAAAGCCUUCAUAUUCUACACCUUCUUCAUUGGAUUCUUCUUGCCGCUUGCAGUCAUAUGUCUGUGCUACCUGCUCAUUAUAGUCAAGGUUAAGUCAUCUGGCAUACGAGUGGGUUCCACCAAGCGCAAGCGCUCAGAGCGUAAGGUGACACGAAUGGUGUCCAUUGUGGUGGCGGUGUUCGUCCUCUGUUGGCUGCCUUUCUAUAUCUUCAACGUCACCUCUGUCACCGGCUCGAUCAACCCAACCUCUGCUGUGAAGAGCACGUUUGACUUUGUAGUGGUGCUCGGCUACGCCAACAGCUGCGCCAACCCCAUCUUGUACGCCUUCCUGUCGGACAACUUCAAGAAGAGCUUUCAAAACGUUCUGUGCCUGAAGAAGGUGGCAGGUCUGGAUGAGAUAGAGCGCAGCGACAGCAGGGCAGACAGGAGCAGGAUGGCUAACGAUGCUGCAAUCAUCAACGCCAACUUGGAGACUCACAAUGCUGCCCUGCUCAAUGGCGAGCUGCAGACCAGCAUCUGAGGGAAAUGGAACAGCAGUCACAUCCAGGGAGGACAGAGUGACUGAAUUGCGAUGCUUGGUGCUUCCAGACUAAUGGGCCACCAGUGCACUGCUAGCGACCCCCCUGCUCAAAGAUGCGGGGGCCGAGGGUGAUGUAAUAGAUACUGUUCUUGGACAUUGACACAUGAACAAAGUUUAAGUGGAAAGUAAACAAUUUCCUAAGGGUUUUCAGAGGUCAGGGAAAGCAUACUGACUCCAUCUUCAAACUCUUGAUAUUUGGAUUAAUGAGGCAACUUGAGAUGGUUCUCACUGAAGCGGAGCAAAAAUGUAUUGUGACUGAAGUAACUGUUAAGGCUGUAGAGACAAGUGAUGUUGAAAUCAGACAUAAAUAAGAGUAUGGUUCAUGCUUGUCAGCUUGAGGUUUGUAUCAAGUUGUUAGAUGCUAUACAGACUGAUCCAAAACUAAAACAAGACAGAUCAGAGAGUGUAUUGCUGUGGACCCACUAGAGGACUAUCAGGGCUAGUACAUUUGUGGUAGAGAGAUCUCACUACCCAUGCCCUUCUUGAUCUAGAAGGGUCGGCACUAAUUUCUCAGAAUGUGGAAAUACUGCUGAAGAAUCAGACCAAAAUGUCAGUGGAAAACAUCCAGCACUUUGAUUCUUCAGAGAGAAAAAUCAGAGACCCUAAAUGGGUUCAUGGUCAUGUUUUAUUCAUACCAGCUGGUUUGUUUGGUCUUACAUAAUCAACAGGGCAACAAAAAAAGCCCUCCUAACGUGACAUCUUAUUUUCCAGCAAACGAAGGAUGUUUUUCACCUCUUUAGCUGACAUCUCGGCAGGAGGAGCUGCAUUGAUCUGUUAACUCUGAAUUUUAAGAUCCUGGAUUAUUGAUUAAGUGGAAGGAUGGGAAACUGUCUCAGCAGCUGCUCUGACUUUGCUCCCUUUAAAACGGCUUGACUUUGUAUAUACAAAAUGGUGUUCUGUCAACCUCUGGGAGAAAGUUCCACACAUAGAUAACACCAAAACAAAAUGACUGAAUGAAGACAAUCCAUGCUGUAAAAUUCUGUAUUGUUGUGAUGCAUCAAGGACAGCUCUAAACUGUGUUUGUGAAACCCGUCAUAUGUACUUUAUACUUCGCUGUAGCUGGUCUUAAUAGUUGCUGUGCCAACAGUGCGACUGUAAAGAGCCCAUUUCUACUUGUAAAGUGCUGUGUUUUUGAUAAUGUAAGAUUUCCUCCUGAGUUCAUGUUCACAUUUGCUUCAGUCGGUGUGUGCUUGCAAAAAUGCUUAAAUUUCACAUGAGGCAGGAAAAUGUGUCAUGUCGAAGAGAGGGAGAGAGGGGAAUACAGAGAUACAGAGAAUAGAAGCAGUAAAGCUUGUGCAUGUAUUGUAUCCACUAAGAACACAAGUUUGAGAUAUUGUAGAAGAUGAAAUAGAUGCAGGUGACAGCAAUGUAACCAUACCCUAAUACAGCCCACGGCAUUUAAGCCUGAAGGUAUUCUCCAGCCCAGUCCUUGCUUUGCACUUUCAUAAAUUUGGGGGACUCAUAAAGAGACAGAUUUUUAAAAGAAUGAUGAAGCAGUAGGAGAUAUACUAAUUUUUAGUCCUUUUUAAGGGUUGAAUUUCAAAAGCAGUGGAUUCUACAUUUCCCAAGUCUUACAAACAGACUUCCCAUUAUAUAUAGUUGUUGUCCUAUCACACUUUGGAAUGUGACGAGCAGGAGUCCUAUGACGAGUAAACUGCGUUUGAUCUGCGUUUGAAGUCAGUGGAAUGUCCCUUUAAAGUGCAGAGCUUGAACUCAUCCGUUACAUACUUAAAAUGCAUUCAGAUUGCCCACAGUGCAGUGAACUUCAUGUUCCACUGUACAAAGAGAGAGAGAGAGAGAGGCAUUCUGCAUUUCCACGAAGGUCACUUAUAUAAGGACUUGUAUAAUAAUACAAAAAAACUCCCAAAAAACAUGCAAAUACAUGUAUUACCGGCUAUAUAUAUAUUCAAGGUUAUGUGAUUUUAUAAAUUAUAUUGAUGUGAUAUUGACCUAUCUCAUUUCUUUCAAUGACAUUCAAUACAAUGUAUGUAUAGAGAAAAAUAACCAGGUAGCUACAUUUAAGUGUGCAUUCAACUCCAUUAUAUUCCCACGCGUGUCAUUGUGAGAGACGGGACAUUCAUGUUUCCCAGUCAUCAGGUCAAAUUUUCAGCUUUUCUCACACUUUUUUGCACUUUUGUUCCUAUCAGUCUUGACUGUACUUUUACUUCUUUGUUUAAUGCUAAGUAAGAGAUGUUAGCAUGCUAACAAGCUAAAUGAAGAUGAUGUACAUGGUAAACACAACUUCUAAAUAUGUGCAUGUUAGCAUCGACAUUGUGAGCCUGUUGGCAUGCUGAUGUUAGCAUGGAGCUAAAGUACAUCUACAGAACCCCUAGCAGCUAUCAGUCAUUGCUAUAAAUUGAAAUGUCUAUAUAAAACAAUGGCAUUAAAGAUAUAUGAUUAUCAGACUCUAACCCAAACUUAACCUAUCUGACAUCAUUAUCAACUUUUAGAAACCUGUGGGUUCAUUAGCUAGCUAAGAAAUUAGGCCUACUAGUUUGCUUAUUUCACUGCCUGACUCCACAAAGCUGCUGCGUCCUAGUUAAGACCCAGAAGAGCUACAACAAAAGGUCUUGUCACAUUAAAAUGAAUUUAGAAACCUUAUCACUCCAUUAAUGCUGACUGAAUCAACAUACAUCUAUUUCCGGUUUAGCUAUCAGGCUGUUUGUGCACAGUGGCUUUUCCAUUGGACCUCCAUGAUGGAGCCACACCUGGUUGCUGGGAGAUUUGUCAAACAACUGCAAAGCCUCUAUAGUAAUAAGGUCACCCGCCAUAUGCCGCAUUGUCAGAUUCGCUUCGUCCCAGUAUAUCACUCAAUGCAGAAGCCAUCAGGGUUGACAUGACAGGGUUUGUCCCGGGACGUUAGUGCGGGAAAUAAUCUACAACGAUAAUCGUUUCUCAGUUGUUAGUGGACCACACAACCUAUUACAUUCUCUCUGUGCUGUCAAUACUAGGAGUAGUAUCUGUAGCACAGUUAGUCCUAGCUUCAUUUUCACACUCUGAAAGAACACACUCUUGCGUUGAAAGACAUAAUACGCACACAUGUAGGUACAGUACAGUUCCAUACUAUUAAAGCACACACACUGUCUAAUCUUGUUGUUCACAAUGUGUCAUGCAGACGUAAGCUCCUUGCGUCCAUGUCUGAUAAAAGAUGAAAGCGAUGAGGGGUGACCAAUUCUGCAUCAUACUGACCCAGUGUAUGUACGUGUCUUAAACAAAGUGGUGAGCGAGCCCCCAUUGAGAGUUUUGGUUGUUGAGCGUAAUCUGAAUAUCAUAUGAAGAAAAACUGUAAAUUAUCCUGAAACAUGCAAUAUCUUUCUGUAUGUCUUUAUUUCUCUGCUUUCUGUGCCAAAUUUGUGUGUGUGUGUGUCACAGCGAGAAACUCAUUUCACAACAUUACACUUUACAGUUAAGGUAUUUAGCGCCUUCAAGUCUGAAGUGCUAUUCUCUCAUCAUCCACAGCUAAUUACUUGUACUCUCUCUCUCUAACUUUUCCUCUCUCUCUUUCGCAUGCACAGCCGGUGAAGAAUAAUCUGAGUUGACACACAUUUUACACCCACCCAAACUGAACUGGGCUGAAAUCCACUGAACCAUACUGAAGGAAAAAAAUACUAUGCCUGCCACUGCUACUGGCUGUUUGGACAUAUUUAAUGGACUUAAUGUUUUUAAGGGAUCAUUCUGUUAAAUAGAUGUUGAUAAGAUGCUUUGUGCCAAAGCCAGUGUAAAUGUAGCGCUGAAAGAACAGCUGUGGCAGUGAUGAAGAUGUCUGUAGUAGUUGUUUCCUUUGUCAUUUUGUGAAAUCAAGACCUAAAUUUCCCUCUCUGGAAUUAGGUCAUAUUUUGAAAAAGUUUUGCUUAUUUGGGUCGACAUGGGGCUUGACUUGUUCCUUGCUUCGGCCAUUGUAUAGUGUACAGAUGAGAGGCAGAAGCAGAGAAGCCUCUGCCUGCUCUGUUUCUUUUUGCGAAAUAAUUUGAUUUGCGAAGGGCUAGAACGUGCACUUCUGAGGUUGCACCGUUCAAUAUUAACUCUAUGUAUUUGUGGUAUCCUCUUCUUCUUCUUCUUCUUCUUCUUCUUCUUCUUCUUGCACAUCACAUCCGUGUGUCACCUCACUAGCCACAACCAGUUCACGCAAGUACUGGGUGCCAUCUUUUUUGCUAGAUACACUUUCAGAAAGCUUUUUGAGUUCAGCAGCAGAUACAAGUCAUUAUUCUGGUCAGAGAAACAAAGUUAGACCUGGGUUCAACACUUCAGGUUUCAUUCAUAUCAUAAACCUGACAAAGCAAAUUUUAGCCAAGCUGUUGUAACUUACAUGCUUGUUUCUGACAACGCACAACCAUGGAUAUGUACUUUUCUGUGCAGUUAUUUUUAUCUAUGUGCCUUGGAACUGGAAAAUCAUAUGAUGAUCAAUGUACAGCAAAACAACAUUUUAUCCUGUUUCUGCCAACAACCAAAGGCCUUUGUACUGUACAAACAUGUUGGUAACCAAAACAUAACAGAGACCUGCUGUAUAUAAUUUUUAGUUCUAUGUCCCCAGCUUUCAUAGCUUAUGUUUGUGUGAUAUAAUGUCAGAAGCAGAUGUUUAUUUGUGAUUCUUUAUUGUUGAGUAGAAUAUAAUGUGAUCAUUGAUUGUAAUGGACAAACCAAUGCCCUCAUCUCUGCAAUUAAAGUGCAGGCCAGUUUCUGCUCCCAUGGUCAA
This is a messenger RNA of Scatophagus argus, 6648 nucleotides long. Its product is annotated as somatostatin receptor type 2-like. Lineage: Eukaryota; Metazoa; Chordata; Actinopteri; Scatophagidae. Gene Ontology annotation, cellular component: neuron projection; membrane. Gene Ontology annotation, biological process: cellular response to estradiol stimulus; cellular response to glucocorticoid stimulus; neuropeptide signaling pathway. Gene Ontology annotation, molecular function: somatostatin receptor activity; neuropeptide binding. The transcript has 4 exons. The record is from RefSeq and is a predicted model, not a curated record. The coding region runs from base 750 to 1895 and encodes 381 amino acids.